AUGCCUAAACGUGUAAGCGAUUUGCCGGAUCUUGAAGAGAAAGGCGAAGAAGGGGCAUUUUCUCCACCACCGCUCAAAGAGGAAAAUGACGAGAACAUUGAUUCUCCAGCGGGUUUCUAUAUAAACUCGAGUAACGCACGUAUACCAACCAUCGAGUCAACUGAGGACAUUGCGUUUUGGUGGGAGUUGGUUAAUAAAUAG
Cooperia oncophora is the source of this 201-nucleotide messenger RNA. NCBI's taxonomy places the organism in Eukaryota, Metazoa, Nematoda, Chromadorea, Rhabditida, Trichostrongylidae. The record is from the annotation of a GenBank genome assembly.